GUCACCGUCGCCGGCGCGGCGCCCCGCAUAUAUGACGCUCGCGCUCGGGAAGGCGCACCACCGCUCGCGAGCUGCGACCAACCCGACCCAGGCUCGAUCCUCGCGUGCCUAUCCCCAACGAAGAGGAUGACGCCGCGGCGGCGGCUGGCGCUGCCGGCGCUGCUACUUUGCCUGUGCGCGCUGCCCGCCCUGGCGCGGUCACAGAGCGCGGCCACGCCCGCGCCGGCGUCCAACGAGGGGUUCAACUGCUCGGCGAACGCCACGUAUCCGUGCCAGGCGUACGCGCUCUAUCGCGCGGGCUUCGGCGGGGUGCCGCUCGACUUUGCGGCCAUCGGCGACCUCUUCGCGGCCAGCCGCUUCAUGGUCGCGCACGCCAACAACCUGUCCUCCUCGGCCGUCCCGGCCGCGGGGCAGCCGCUGCUGGUGCCGCUCCAGUGCGGCUGCCCCUCCAGAUCGCCCAACGCCUACGCGCCUAUGCAGUACCAGAUCAACUCCGGCGACACCUACUGGAUCGUCUCCACCACCAAGCUGCAGAACCUGACGCAGUACCAGGCCGUCGAGAGAGUGAAUCCCACGCUGGUGCCCACCAACCUCGACAUCGGCCAGAUCGUCACGUUCCCCAUCUUCUGCCAGUGCCCGACCGCCGCGGACAACGCCACCGCGCUCGUCACCUACGUGAUGCAGCCGGGCGACACCUACACAUCCAUCGCCGCGGCCUUCGCCGUCGACGCCCAGUCGCUCGUCUCACUCAACGGGCCCGAACAAGGUACGCGGAACCUGGACUCCCCGGAGAUACUGGUGCCGCUCCGCAGGCAGGUGCCGGCGUGGCUGCCGCCAAUCGUGCGUGUGAACAACGCCUCCGCGACGCCCGCGUCCCCGCCGCCGUCCCCUACGCCUGCCCCCACCGUCGUGACCAAAAAUCGAGACGGGGUGGUGACCGGACUGGCCAUUGGGUUAGGCGUCAUCGGUGGGCUGUGGCUGUUGCAGAUGCUUCUGUUGGCCUGCCUGUGGAGGCGGCUUAAGGCGAGGGGGCGGCGAGCCGAGGCGGUGGCGACCGGCGAGGGCGUCGAGGGCGGCAGGUUUCCCAAGGCCGCGUCCGGCGGCGGCGGGCGCACGUUCUUGGUCAGUGACAUAUCCGAGUGGCUGGACAAGUACAGGGUGUUCUCUGUGGAGGAGCUGGAGAGUGGCACCGGAGGUUUCGACGACGAGCACCUCAUCCAGGGCAGCGUGUACAAGGCCUACAUCGACGGCGAGGUGUUCGCCGUGAAGAAGAUGAAGUGGGACGCCUGCGAAGAGCUCAAGAUCCUGCAAAAGGUGAACCACAGCAACCUGGUGAAGCUGGAGGGCUUCUGCAUCAACUCGGAGACGGGCGACUGCUACCUGGUGUACGAGUACGUGGAGAACGGAUCGCUGGACCUGUGGCUGAUGGACCGCGACCGCGCCGGGCGGCUGGACUGGCGCGCGCGCCUCCACAUCGCCCUCGACCUCGCCCACGGCCUGCAGUACAUCCACGAGCACACCUGGCCGCGCGUGGUGCACAAGGACAUCAAGAGCAGCAACGUCCUGCUCGACGACCGCAUGCGCGCCAAGAUCGCCAACUUCGGCCUCGCCAAGACCGGCCACAACGCCGUCACCACCCACAUCGUCGGCACGCAGGGGUACAUCGCGCCGGAGUACCUCGCCGACGGCCUCGUCACCACCAAGAUGGACGUGUUCGCCUACGGCGUCGUCCUGCUCGAGCUCGUGUCCGGGCGCGAGGCCGUCAGCGACGACACCGGCGAGCCGCUGUGGGCCGACGCGGACGAGAGGCUGUUCCGCGGCCGGGAGGAGAGGCUGGAGUCCCGGGUCGCCGCGUGGAUGGACCCGGCGCUCGCCGGGCAGACGUGCCCGCCGGGCAGCGUCGCGAGCGUGGUGAGCGUGGCGAAGGCGUGCCUGCACCGGGACCCCGCGAAGCGGCCGAGCAUGGUGGACGUGGCGUACACGCUGUCGAAGGCGGACGAGCACUUCGCUGACUACUCCGGCGAGAGCGUGUCCGUCGACACCAGCGGCGGGGUCGCGGCACGCUGAGAUGUCUCUUGUUUGACGUGUUGUGUACAGUAGUUGUAUAGCGAGUGGCGAGAGAGAGAGAGAGAGAGAGAGCAGGAACCUAAUAACGCCGGCGUUACGUGCUUACCUUACACGCGAUGUCCUUGGGAUUGUCGAUA
Molecule: messenger RNA, 2204 nt
Organism: Oryza brachyantha (malo sina)
Lineage: Eukaryota; Viridiplantae; Streptophyta; Magnoliopsida; Poales; Poaceae
Product: serine/threonine receptor-like kinase NFP
Exons: 2
Coding region: 127-2067 (646 amino acids)
Biological process (GO): protein phosphorylation
Molecular function (GO): ATP binding; protein kinase activity
Source: RefSeq, a predicted model, not a curated record